Canis lupus familiaris (dog) is the source of this 7203-nucleotide messenger RNA. RefSeq names its product immunoglobulin superfamily member 3 (gene IGSF3). Lineage: Eukaryota; Metazoa; Chordata; Mammalia; Carnivora; Canidae. The transcript has 12 exons. Bases 715 to 4341 code for a protein of 1208 amino acids. The record is from RefSeq and is a predicted model, not a curated record.
GGGGGCGGCGCGUCCCCAGAGGCGUGCGCCGGGACCGCGGGCCGCAGGACAGACGCGCGGAGGGAGAGGGCCGGGGGCGAGAAAUCGCUGGCGCCGUGGGACCCGCUUCGCUCGGGGCUGCCGGACGCCACCCCGCUCCGCGCGUUCUGGGCAGGUGUGGGCAGGUGGCCGCUCCGCGACCUGCCGACAUGGAUGGAGACGACUUUUUGACGAAGCGACCCAAACAGCCGGUGCCAUUCCGGGGCGAUUUAGCUGUCAGAGGUUUUGACAAGACCUGCCCUGCUCCCUUUGGGGAAUCUGAAUGAGGAAGCUUACAGACACCUUCACUGGGAAGCCAAGGACAUUUCUGUAUAAUCAGUGGAUGAAAGGAUUUUCUCAGACUCUUUUUUCCCUUUUCCUGGAGGAUUAAUUCACUGCAAUCUACAAUUCCAGCGGAAACCGCAAGGCACGCGAUGUGGGAGAAGCCUAGAGGGCCUUCAGAAUUGUUCUGGACCCUUCCUUUAGCAUAGGGGGAGUUCAGCAGGAGCCACUGGCGGCCCAUCCCCCCCACCCCCAUCUUGCUGAUCUCUUCUCUUUAACCUCUUCUCAUUUUUUGAGUUCAGUUCUGUUUCCAAAACUAUCCUCGGGAGCUAUUAAGUGGAUUGCCAGAAAUGAGAGAUUAAGCGCCCAGAGAAGAGGGAACGUCCUGUGUUGUGUCUCCUCUCCGCUGCCGACAUGAAGUGCUUUUUCCCGGUGCUGAGUUGUCUGGCUGUGCUGGGUGUAGUGCGGGCACAGCGGCAUGUCGCCGUCCAGGAAGGACCCCUGUACCGCACGGAGGGCUCCCACAUCACCAUCUGGUGCAAUGUGAGCGGCUACCAGGGGCCUUCUGAGCAGAAUUUCCAGUGGUCCAUUUACCUGCCGUCCGCCCCGGAGCGUGAGGUCCAAAUCGUCAGCACCGUGGACUCAUCCUUCCCUUAUGCCAUCUACACCCAGCGUGUCCGUGGAGGCAAGAUCUACGUGGAGAGAGUCCAGGGGAACUCAGCCUUGUUGCACAUCACCGAUCUCCAGGCCCGGGAUGCUGGGGAGUAUGAGUGCCACACGCCCAACACGGAUGAGCGGUACUUUGGGAGUUACAGUGCCAAGAUGAACCUAGUGGUGAUCCCUGACACCCUGCAGACCACGGCCAUGCCCCAGACUCUGCACAAAGUGGAACAGGAUCCUCUGGAGCUCACUUGUGAGGUGGCCACGGAGACAUUCCAGCACAGCCACCUGUCUGUGGCCUGGCUCCGGCAGAGAGGGGGCGAGAAGCCCGUGGAGGUCAUUUCCCUGAGCCGAGAUUUCGUGCUUCACUCCAGCAGUGAAUAUGCCCAGAGGCAGAGUCUGGGGGAGGUCCGGCUGGACAAGCUGGGGAGCGCCACCUUCCGCCUCACCGUCUUCCACCUGCAGCCCUCUGACCAGGGCGAGUUCUACUGUGAGGCUGCCGAGUGGAUCCAGGACCCGGACGGCUCGUGGUAUGCCAUGACCCGAAAGCGCUCCGAGGGAACCGUGGUCAACGUCCAGCCCACUGACAAGGAGUUCACUGUUCGGCUGGAAACGGAGAAGCGACUGUACACGGUGGGGGAGCCGGUGGAAUUCAGAUGCAUCCUGGAGGCUCAGAACAUUCCUGACCGCUACUUUGCCGUCUCUUGGGCCUUCAACAGCUCGCUCAUUGCCAGCAUGGGGCCCAAUGCGGUGCCCGUCCUCAACAGUGAAUUCGCCCAUCGGGAAGCCAGGGGCCAGCUUAAAGUGGCCAAAGACAGUGACAGUGUCUUUGUGCUGAAAAUCUACCACCUCCGCCAGGAAGACAGCGGCAAAUACAACUGUCGAGUCACAGAGAGAGAGAAGACGGUCACCGGGGAAUUCAUCGACAAGGAGAGCAAGCGGCCCAAGAACAUCCCCAUCAUAGUCCUCCCCAUCACAGAUAACUGGGUAGUUAAAGUCCCUCAGCACCACCAGAUCCUGCCCCAAGGCCACUUGGAGAGCAGCAUCUCCGUGGAGGUGGCCAGCAAUGCCAGCGUCAUCCUUGAGGGUGAGAACCUGCACUUCUCCUGCAGCAUCCGCACAGCAGGCAGGCCGCAGGGCCGCUUCUCCGUCAUCUGGCAGCUCGUGGACCGGCAGAGCCGCCGUAGCAACAUCAUGUGGCUGGACCGGGAUGGCACCGUCCAGCCAGGUGCAGCCUACUGGGAGCGCAGCAGCUUUGGGGGCAUCCAGAUGGAGCAGGUGCAGCCCAACUCGUUCAGCCUGGGCAUCUUCAACAGCAGGAAGGAAGACGAGGGCCAGUAUGAAUGCCACGUGACCGAAUGGGUGCGGGCAGUGGACGGCGAGUGGCAGGUCAUCGGGGAGCGCCGGGCCAGCACCCCCAUCUCCAUCACAGCUCUCGAAAUGGGCUUUGCCGUCACAGCCAUCUCCCGCACGCCAGGUGUGACCUACAGUGACUCGUUUGACCUGCAGUGCAUCAUCAAACCCCAUUACCCGGCUCGGGUCCCUGUGUCCGUGACGUGGCGGUUCCAGCCAGUGGGCACUGUUGAGUUCCAUGACCUGGUGACUUUCACCCGGGAUGGAGGGGUCCAGUGGGGGGACAGGUCCUCCAGCUUCCGAACCCGCACGGCCAUCGAGAAGGCAGAGUCCAGCAACAAUGUGCGCCUGAGCAUCAGCCGAGCCAGUGACACGGAGGCGGGCAAGUACCAGUGUGUAGCCGAGCUGUGGCGGAGGAACUACAACAACACCUGGACGCGGCUGGCCGAGCGCACCUCCAACCUGCUGGAGAUCAGGGUGCUGCAGCCAGUGACAAAGCUGCAGGUGAGCAAAUCCAAGAGGACCCUCACCCUGGUGGAGAACAGGCCCAUCCAGCUGAACUGCUCCGUCAAGUCCCAGACCAGCCCGAACUCCCACUUUGCGGUGCUUUGGUACGUGCAUAAGCCCUCGGACGCCGACGGCAAGCUCAUCCUGAAGACCACCCACAGCUCCGCCUUCGAGUUUGGCACCUAUGCCGAGGACGAGGGCCUGCGGCCCAGGCUCCAGUUCGAGAGGCAUGUGUCCGGGGGCCUGUUCAGCCUCACCGUGCAGAGAGCCGAGGUCAGUGACAGCGGCAGCUACUACUGCCACGUGGAGGAGUGGCUGCUGAGCCCCAACUAUGCGUGGUACAAGCUGGCCGAGGAGGUUUCAGGGCGCACAGAAGUCACUGUGAAGCAGCCAGACAGCCGCCUGAAGCUCAGCCAGGCACAGGGGAAUCUGUCGGUCCUGGAGACACAGCAGGUGCAGCUGGAGUGCGUGGUGCUAAACCGUACCAGCACAGCCUCCCAGCUUGUGGUGGAGUGGUUUGUGUGGAAGCCCAACCACCCGGAGAGGGAGACCGUGGCCCUCCUGAGCCGCGAGGCCACCUUCCACUAUGGAGAGCAGGCGGCCAAGAACAACCUGAAGGGGCGGCUGCACUUGGAGAGUCCUUCGUCAGGCGUGUACCGGCUCUUCAUCCAGAACGUGGCGGUGCAGGACAGUGGCACCUACAGCUGCCGGGUGGAGGAGUGGCUGCCCAGCCCCAGCGGCGUGUGGUACAAGCGGGCAGAAGACACAGCUGGGCAGAUGGCUGUUACUGUCAUGCGGCCAGAUGCUGCCCUGCAGGUGGACACAGUGGUCCCCAAUGCCACAGUGUCCGAGAAAGCAGCUUUCCAGCUGGACUGUAGCAUUGUUUCUCGGUCAAGUCAGGACUCCCGCUUUGCUGUGGCCUGGUACUCUCUGAGGACUAGAGCUGGAGGAGAAAGGGACGGCCUGGGCCUGGGAGAGCAGGAGGAGGAAGGGGAUGAGGAAGAAGAGGAAGACCCAACGGAGCGGAUGGCCCUGCUGAGCGUGGGCCCGGAUGCAGUCUUUGGCCCAGAAGGCAGCCCCUGGGAGGGCAGGCUUCGCUUUCAGAGGCUCUCCCCCUUGCUCUACCGGCUCACAGUGCUGCAGGCGAGCCCCCGGGAUACAGGCAACUACUCCUGCCGUGUGGAGGAGUGGCUGCCCAGCCCUCAGAAGGAGUGGUACCGGCUGACGGAAGAGGAGUCGGCCCCCAUCGGCAUCCGAGUCCUGGACACAAGUUCUACCCUGCAGUCCAUCAUCUGCUCCAAUGACGCGCUUUUCUACUUCGUCUUCUUCUACCCUUUCCCCAUCUUCGGCAUCCUCGUCAUCACCAUCCUGCUGGUGCGCUUCAAGAGCCGGAACUCAAGCAAGAACUCGGAUGGGAAGAACGGGGUACCCCUGUUAUGGAUCAAGGAACCACACCUCAACUACUCUCCCACUUGCCUGGAGCCUCCUGUGCUCAGUAUCCACCCAGGAGCCAUAGACUAAGGGGACCCCAGUGUACCUCAGCCAUGGAGGAGCUGAGACUCUCCCUGCCUUUUGCUCUGUGAUCGCACAGCAGACGCGGCCCCCAAACUCUGGAGCGCCUUCCCUGCCGCUGAAAACUGUCAAGACUUGAGAAGGGUUCAAAGUCCCUGAUGGGUCACAGAGACAGACUGCCUCUAGGUGGCAGUCUUGGUUGCUUGGCCGUCUUGGAGCAGUUGUCCUUACCCUGCAGAGUUAGGCUUCUUGUUUUUGUUUCUGGUAAUGUAGCAAGUAGCUCCAAAUGCCACAUCUACUCUCCCAAUUUAUAUAGUAUUCUCUGGUAGAUGUUACAGGGAUUCUCAUUCUUUGUAAUGGACUCUUUUUAGAUCCCUUUGGUUUUACCCUUUUUGGAUCCGUAACGGUACGGAUGAACUUCUCUUAAUACACCACCAAUGGCAAAAGGAAGGAUGAACUUUCUGGAGCAAAGGAGUCUCUUCCAAGACUUACUGUUUUUGCACACUUGAAAACACUGCCUGUGGAUCAGAACCCACCCAAACGUUUUUUUUUUUGUUUUGUUUUGUUUUGUUUUGUUUUUUACUUUCUUAAUGAGACUUGAAAAUGAUGUGUCGUGCGGGCCCAAUUUGUAUCUUUUCCUUCAGCUGGAGUUGUUGGAACCACUUUGUAGUCAAGAUAAAAGUGUUGAAUUUUGCUUCAAAGAAUUGUGUAUGUACAGGAGAAAUCCUGCAUAACCCCAUUAGGAGUAGAUGGUGCCCGACUAGCUGGUCAGGGAGGAAAAAAAAUAGCUUCAUCCCAAGCUUGCCAAAACAACAACAACAACUUUGUUGGAUAAUAAGUCAAAAGCUCCAAACAGCUCACCGUUUGCCAGCUAAAGUGGGCAGAGGGCUGCUUUUAGCAGCUACUCACUUUCAUACUGAUCAAAGCCAAUGAUUUGUGAAGGAAGGGGGAAAAGGCUAGUUGUUGGCUUGAUCUGUUCUGUAGGAGCUUGAUCUGUGAGUGGGUGGGCUUCUAUUUUAAGGUGCUUUGCCAAACUUUUAAGGGAAAGUGGCCAGUGAGCCUGCAAAGGGGACAGUGCUGAGCUGAACCACCAAGGCCAAAGCAGCUACCCCAUAUACCGUAUGGGCAUGGGGUGGGCUGCCACCUAAGUUCCUGCAAGGGUCUGUGGUGGGACAGGUUGGUUCCCAGAGCCUGACCUUGGAGACCAGACGAGGAAUAACUGGUUUCAGAUUUUCCUCAAAGGUAACAAUUUCUAACUCACCAUUUCCCUCCCCCUGUGUCUUACUGCUAUGAGAAUUAUCUGCCCAGGAGAGGUCCAGGCACAGCCCGGUUGUAACCCAUUCCAAUGACCCAGUCUCAGUGCAGAAUCAUCCCAUGCCUGUGUGGGCUUUUGCCCUUUGCCUUCUUAGAUCUUGUUUAUGGUUUUAGGUGAUUUGAUUGUUCAUUGUUAUGGUGGCUUUUCAUUCGAAUGCCCGCUCAUUAAGCCCAACAAGGCCAGCGUCACCCUACUGCUUUACACUAUGGGGCAACAUGCUUGGCUCCCCCGGGGCACAGUGGUCGUGUGGGUUACAGGUGUUUCCUUGUGCUCGCUCCAUGGGAGAAGUGUUUACACCCAGGAGCUCCUAUAUUUUGCCUGGCUGAGAGCCCACCACCUCCUUUCCUCUUGAACUUGCAUCUUAAAUUCCAAGGGAAUUCCCAGUUUCAAAAAAUCCACCAGGGAUUCUGGAGCUAAGUCUAACCAGAGAGCUUAUUGUCUCUCCUGAGACUGAACGGACCCCAUGGGAAGCCAUGCAGGUGCUGAUCCGUUUGGGGGUAUGCUGUGCCACAGCUGAGGGAGAGCCAGGUGACCCACAGGCUUUUGUAGACCUGCCUCUUUUUCCUCCCCCUAUACCAGUAGUCUCCAGUGAGACUGUGUUGUAGGCACCACCACCUUCAUCUCCCCUGUUGCCUGAUAUGCUCAUUCCCAUUUAUUACGUAUGCUGCAUCAACGCUCUGGAGGUACAGAGUCCACUGGCUCAGCAGUGAGGGAAAAAGGCAGUCCUUUGCCCUAUUUCUUCAUUUACGACAUGUGGACGUUCUGUGGGAAAUUGGCCCUCAAUGUAUAGCCUGAGUCAACAAGGGAAGAUGGCUUACUUUGCUCUGCAUGAAAGGAAAGAUUCCAGAGGGGUGGCUGCAACUGGAGGUGUAACAACUUGAAUUGACUCUGCAUUGGCUCUCAGCUAUAGAAAAGUAGGUAAAUGCAUGGAAUUAGAUAGGCGAAGCAGUUGCAGGAGAUUGGAAAGGAAGAAACCGAAACCAGUAUUUUAAUAAUUGGGUUUUUUUUUUCUUCCCUAUGUAUUUUCUCUGGGGCUGAGGGAUGCGUAUCCAUCAAAGGGUGAUCUUUUCAGCUUUGUGUGAAAAUCACAGGACCUUCUCGGCCAUUUCAAUGGAAACUGGUGUCAGAUGAGUGGUAAUGGUGCCCUCCAGCUGCUGGGAGAUCUCAUUGCGCAUGGCCUCCCUGAACUCUAGGCCAUGGACCAGGAGAGGAAGAACACCAGCUGUUCUCUUGACCUAUCUGCAAGCUACAAUGUUGCAUUAAUGAAAAAACUACACUGUGCUAGGCCCAUUCCAGGACAUGGAUAUGACCACACCCUCGCUCAUCAGGGUGUCUCUAUAGCAGGUUUUCAUAUUCUUUUCAAACAAUGGUUUCUCUGCGUUUAUUGUUGAAAAAAAAAAAAAAAAAAAACAGGGUAAGAAAACUACCCAUGCAUGAUGUAGAGAGCUGUUGAUCUGUUUUUGUUUGUUUUUUUAAAAGGAAAACUAUUUGUAAAAUGUUGCACUAAAAUGUUUUAUAUACACUUCAGAGACCUGUAGUAAAUUAUGUUGAAAAUA